AGUGCAAAGUUCACUGUCACGUUGACAGUGGAAGGAUUAAGAGCUUAUUGGUGUGUGUAUUUGGGAGGAUCUGUUUUCCCUCUAAUAUCGAAACUGAAGGGUCCUGGGGACGUUUGUGUAGGGAGCAGUUUAGAUUUGCCUGUAACAACCCCUCUGCUAAGAAAUACCCGCUAAGAGCAGCUGCUGCAAUCCACACAAUUGGCUCAGGGGAUGGUCUCCACGAGUUGGUUGAGAUUAAUCAAGCUACUCGGACCAAAAAGAAGAUAGCAGGCAUCUGUAUGACCUAACCAGGAAGUGUAACAAUCUAGUCAAGAAACCAAAACACCAAAAGAUCAAGAUAAUGGCAGAAAACGGAGACCAGGAUCCUCAUCAGACCGACCUGGCCCAAGAAUUGAUGAGAAGAAAGGAGGAGAGGACUCCCCAGGUCCAAGAAGGUGAAAAUGUAUUGAGGUCCCACCAAGAAAAGAUGGUUGAAGAUUCUGGUUCUGUCCAACUGAAAACCUCCUCAGAAAUAGAAACGUUAGGUCCGCAAGAGACAAACUGUGUGUCUGGAAGCCCCUCCGCAGUAAAUGAAGAGGAUUCUUCAGAGGGAAGGCCAGUGAGUUCUGAUGGAAUUUCUCUGAAAACAUACACUAAGGAGUCUCCAGGCCUUCUGAACCUUAACCCAAUGAGUUUACCAGACUAUUCCCUGUACAAAGACACGGUAUCUUCCUUCGCUGAAAGGAAAACACAUUCAGUGCCAGUUGCUCUGGAGGAGAAAAUCAUAGGGGAACCCCCAACAGAAGAGAACAGUGUACCCACCCCUGCAGGAGAGCCACAAGAUCCCGUAAUCCAAGAAACCACACUUUCAUCUGCAGACUUCCUGGAAUCUUCCUCAAACAAGGAAGGAGAGAGACCCCAAGACACUGCGAGGAAGAGACACUCAACUGAAGUGGUGAAGUCAGAGGCUGAAACCCAUCCACAAGAGACAGAGACCAGGCAGGAAGCAACACCAGAGAAGGAGAAGCCCUUUUUAGGCAAUGGUCUUGCCUCUCCUGCAGCUUCACUGGGAGUCCUGGUACUUGUAGUUUGUCUCGGCAUGUUUUGCAAUGGCUACUAUACUUCCCAGCCCUACCCUGUGCCAAAAAAUCCAGCCUUGGAGGCCUUCUUGUCUGGGUUUAACCAGCUGAAGGACAGAUUUCCGGGCCAAAGCUCCUACCUGUGGGUUAGAGGGCAAAAAUUAUUGCAGAGGCAUCUCAACGCUUCCAGUCAUACCGAGCCAGCUAUUUUAAUCUUUACUGCUGCCCGUGAAGGUGAAGAAACCUUAAAGUGCCUGAGCAACUGUAUUGCAGAUGCCUACUCCACCUCACUCCGUGCCAGCAUGAUCCAGAUUGACGGAGCUGGUAAAGCCACGCUCAGCAGCGACAAAGCUAAAUUGGAGGUGGAUUAUGAGCUGAGCAUCAGCUUUGAGGAGGGCAAGAGGGCUGCAGUGGUGCACCGGUUUGAGUCGCUGCCGGCUGGCUCCACCUUGAUCUUUUACAAGUACUGCGACCAUGAGAGCGCAGCCUUCAAAGAUGUGGCGCUGCUCUUAACGGUCCUGCUGGAGGAAGAGAAGCUGGAGGCUAAUAUGAACCUACAGCAGGUUGAGGAAAAAGUCCGUGAUUUCCUCUGGGCCAAAUUCACCAAUGCCAACACUCCCAGCUCCUACAACCACAUGGACACCGACAAGCUGAGUGGGUUGUGGAGCCGCAUCUCCCACUUGGUCCUGCCCGUCCAUCCAGUAAAAGCCAUAGAGAACAAUGGCUGUUCUUUCCAAACCAAACCAUAGAGGUGAAUGAAAUCAGCUUCCACAAUAGCCAAAGCCUUUGUGUCGAGGAGGCAAGUCAUUACUAAGUCAGGGAUCUGGAGCCAUUAAUGAACAAUGAGCUCACUUUAUAAUAGCAUGACACUGUCACAUCUAUUUUUACCUCUUGGGAAGAUUUUAUAAUUUUCAAAGUGAGAUCCAAUGACGCAGGCGUUAACUGGCUAAGCCAUCUCAGCCAGUCAUGUUGGAUAUACACUAGAAUGGUGCUUCCCAUUUGUGGAGUAAUAGAUGGGAAGAGCUAGCGCUUUAAACUGCUAACUGCACAGCUAGAAGAUUAUGGCCAAUGGGGGGAAUAGACAGGGAGGGGAGUGGUUAUUGAAGGGACAACAUCACCUUGAAAAGCAGAUUCUUCCUGGAAACGAUUUGACCUACUAUAGAUACAUGUAACACAGGAGGUUACUAUAAUGGACAGAAGCAACUAGGUUAAAAUAUUUAUCUCCCCCCACCCCCGUGCCCUAUUUGUUUACAUUUGAUAGCAGUUUGCAAAAGGUGAUUUCAUUGUUUCCUUUGCAGCGUCAGUUUCUUUCUCCCUGACUGAAAGAAACGGGGGAGCAGAACACCCCAGUUAAAAAUACUUCAGAGAUAUUUUAAAAAGAAAAUUAGGAUAUACUGGCCAGAGCCUCAACUGUUGUCAGCACAGCUCCCUGAGGAUCUGGUUCACUGUAUAUAGGGUGUUCAAUCUAAUAUGAAACCCUUGUAUAUGGAAAGGUGCCAAGUCUCCUAGCUGCUGUGCAUCUCAAGAUCCUUAGAUUUGUGUGACGAUGCUGCAUUUCAAGUGACACUAUUUGGUAAUGGUUAAAGGAGAGGCCACUCUGAAAGUGGGAGAAGGAGAAGAAGGAAAAGUAGCAGGUAGGGAACACAGGUAGAGAAGGGAGCAGGGGAGUAGUAAUGGGAGGGAAAAGAUUGAUAAAAUAUUGAUCCAUAUUAUCUAAGAAGGGAACCUGUCGGAUCAAAUCUGCCCCCAAACUGUAUCAGACAAAACCUAAAACCAAACUAGAUUUUUCCAGGAUUUUUUAAAAAUGCCAGUGGAAGGCCUUUCUGAACCACAAAUAACCCUGUGUAGUAUUUGCAAACCAAGGGCCAGAUUCCGGAUCCUCUUGCUCAUGUUAAAUAGAACGAAAUGUCCCAUUGGUGCAGUUUGGCGAUGGAGAUGACUUUGCCAGCUUUUCACAAGCAGAGAGUUCCACAGGCCAUCUCCAUCCUGUUAGCCCACUUUGCACUGGUUACAUGGUGCACAGGGGACUUAUCACACUGGAGCAUCUGGCCCAUUGACUUCAGAGGGACCAUUUGAUGGAAUAAGGAACUAUUCAAGGUGAGUCAGAGCAUCCGAAUCCAGCCCACAUCAUUGUGUUUGUGCAAGAGAACCUGAAAACGAAACUAACUAGAAGAUGAUUUCAUUGUCCAAACUGAGAAAUGCAAGAAGGUAGUUAACUUGAUGGUGUUAAAACCAGAUUAGAUUUUUAAAAUUCAGUUAGAUUAUUUAAACUAGGAUGAUACUUAAAACACAGGUGAAGGAAGAUUGUUGCGUUGUUUUUUUUUAAAUGUUUAACUUGACAUAACCACUGUCAAGGCUGAAUCCCCACUCUGUCACUCCAAGUGCAGAAGGUGGGGGCCCGCAAGGAUUCUAAAAAUUAAUACUUGCCACAGUAGGCUUAUAUUAAACUCCCAAGGUUACAGCUUUUCUCUGACCUUGACUUGGUAAAUGCUGCCGCCACGCAAAUGCAAAAAUAAACUCCCUUGGACCCAGGAAGGAGCACUUGGGAAUUCCUCCCUGUGGGGUAUCCUCAAGCCCUUUCACCCCCCUCCCCCCAUCCGGGGAAGAGUUGAGAAAGAAAACAAAGGAAAUUAGCUGUUGCUACCAGCUAAUCAAACAGCAUAUGCACAAACCUCUUAGGUCAGCAAAAAUCCAAUCCAGUUCUUAAAAGUAAAUUUUAUUACAAACAAAAAGAAAGAAAAUACAUCAGGAACUUAGGCUUUUGCUAGAUUUUAAAAGAGAAAUUCCAAAAAUCAAGCACCCAAAAUAGCUUUCUUGGGGGUUCAGCUUAAAGGUUACAAGCAAACAAAAACAUCUGGAGUUAGCACAGAGGAAUCUACAAGCCAAUAAGAAAUUAAUCGCAUCUUUUUAGACAUUCCCUAAUUUUACUUACAUAUCAGAGGCUUCAGAUAAGUAGGUUGGAGGUAUGAAUUGAUAAUCUAUAAUCAUACCUGUCUUAAAGCUGUUUACAGCAUUGCUGCUCCAUGUCCCUGCAGCCCAGAGAACAACCGACAAAGGGAAAGUUUCUUUCCCAAUUUUAAAAAGUUUUAUCUUCCCAUUGGCUCUUUUGAUCAGGUGCCCACUCCUUUUCUUUUACCUGUGGGCUAGUUAACCCUUUACAGGUAAAGCAAGCAGAGAACAGACAAACACCAAGAGGAAUUUUACAGCUAACUGGCUGGCUGGGUGUCCAUAAGGGAGCUACCCUCCCCGCCCUUCAGUUAUGACACCUUAUGGACACUAAGCCAGCCAGUUAUCACAGCCCCUUUAAAAGAAAUUAGCUUUCAGGAGCAAGGCUGUAAUGGGCUCUUUGGAUCGCUGGUGGUGUCCCAGGCCACUCACACUCUGCUCUUUGGCAAAAUCUUUUCCUUCAUCCUUUAUCUGUACAGAGGGGACCUUCCCCCUGCUUCCUCCCAUACAGAAGGGGAAGUCGCAGCCACUACUGUAGCAGUGUAUUCCCAGAUCCUGUGGAGGUUCAGGGAAGAAGAAGGUGGAAGCUAGAUGGGGACAGGAGAAAUUUGGGAAGGGCUUUUCUCAGGGAGAUUUCCUCCCCCACCAGAGCCCUGGGAAGGGUGAUCGGCCAAUGGUUUGUAAUGUCACUGGUAACAGCAAAGGGACAUAAUAUCUUGUAAUUCACAGUUGCUUCCAGAUCUCUCUAUAAAUAGCUUUUAUGAUUAACUUUUAGUUCCCUCGACAUUUGUUAAUAGAGAUAUUUAUUUCAGCCCAUAUAGGACAUGUCACAAUAGGAUCUCUCUGCACGGGGAGAGGUCACCUUCUCACCAGCCCGUGGGAGCAGCCACUCAGAGUAAUAGGAGUGCUUCAUAUGGCUGCGGAACUGAUUGCAUUGAUGGCUGGUAACAAGCUAAUACUUUAUUCACUGUUUGAAAGCUUAUGAAUCCCCAGCUUGGUGCACACCAAUGCAUUAUUGCACAUCAUCGUCUGUCCAUAACAUAGGGAGAGCUUGAGCCACUUUGGACAUGUUAUGUCCAUAGGUACUGAUGCAUUCUGGAAAGAGUCUAGAGAACAGCUACUAAACUCAUGCUGGAGGGGACUCAGGGUACUAGGCUAAAGCUCUUAAGGCCCCAAUCCUGCAAUGAGAUCUCUGCAGGCAGACUCCCCUGCACCUGUGUGGGUUCAGAGAGUCUGAAUGCACAGAUCACAUUGCAAGAUCAGGGCCCAAGUCUCUUCUGGUUGGAAAAGAAGAGGCUGUGGCAAGGAGUGGAGCUUACUUCCAAGUAUAACUGCCCAAAUGGAAGACGCGUUGUGAUGGGCACAAUCUAUAUGGGGGCUGAAGAACAGAGCAUUCAAGGUGAACUGCCCAAAACAGGCCUCACAAAGACACAGGCUAUAUCUGAAUUAAGUAACAACAGGACAAUGCUUGGACGCUCUAAGAUGGGUAACUUUGUAAAACACCCUCUAAUGACUGUACACCAGUGCUGCCUGUGCCACACACCCGUGGUGCCUUGCUGAACCAUUCCAAAGGAAGACUUAGCUGACUCACAGUAUUCACUCAUUUCACUGCAGCCCCAGGGGUGCAGCCCCAUCUGCAUUUCCAAGUCUCAGGACUGAGACAGUGAAUUUUUGGGGGGUGGGGGGAAGAGCACAUGUCCUGAUUUUGCAUGUCUGCUUUUAUCCUUGCAAACAGAAUGCAUUGGAUGUGGCUUUUCAGCACAACUGGCCAUUUCAACACAUGGCUUGGGACUGUUGUUCAUUUUUCCAAAGUAGUUGGCAUUUUAUAUGUGAUCCAGUUCUUGUAUUGAAAAGCAUGUGGUUUUCUCUCCCCUGCAGAAUGGAAAUAGGUUUUACAAUAGAAGGUGGGCUAGUGUUCUGAAGUGUUCCUUGGGAUGCAAUCAUCAUCCUAACACUCGGCUAUCCAGGUUUUAAGGAGAACAAUGAAUAACUGUGGCUGUAAAAAUUCUCUCUAUGCUGACACUCAGCAAACCAAGGGGUCCAGUCCAAGGAACAUUUUUGUACAAAAUCUGGGGUAGUGGGAACUCGGAUGCUUUUUAUUUUUAAUCAAAGAAGUGCUCAACAAGGAAGCACUUUUUUGUUUUUCUGCGUGGCUUGGGAUUUAUUGUUUGCUUUGACUUAAUAAUCGGCAAGAGAGCAAUCUAUGGUGCAAGUUCAAUGAUUUGAAAAAAUAUUAACAUCUAAAAGUCAAGUGCCACUCACAGACAAUUUUAUGUAUUCAGUUUCUACUGCGUUGUCUUCUGUGCAAUGGAAAGGAAUGAUUCUCAGGCACAUAAGGCCCUGUGGACAAUGUGGCCCAUGAGCAUGAACCAGUCGAGUUGUUGCAGUGCAGAGAGAUUUUAUGCUUUUUUAAAGAAAAACUUCCUUGUGCUUCUUAAAGUAGUUUUUUAAAAAAAUAAAUCAUAAGGUUAUAAAAGAAACCAACAAAGACUUAAAUGUUGGACUGAAGCCCUUGUCUUUUUAUAAAUUGUUCAUAUAUUUCUAGUGAGUUUUAGUGCACAUACAUGACAAUCUGUUGUAUAGGACAGAGCCAUACGUAGAGGUCAGGACAGGUCCUACGCUAACAUAGCCCAUCUCAAAGCUUGAUCCAAAGCUUAGUGAAGAUAGAGUGUCUUUCUGUUCUGAUUAACUCUGGAUCAGCCUCUAACUGCAACGGAGUGUGGGUAGACCAUUGUGCUUAUGUGAAGUUCCAUUGAGUCACUGGGAUUCCAUGUGGGUGGAUGGGGAAGGCUAGUGUAUUGCUUCCCUGCAACACCUGCCCGCAGAUAUUGCAUGCUUAACGCACUCUGCCCUGUCUUUUUCUGUCACACUGGUGGCAGCAGUCAGCAUUAACUCUAUAUUUUGGGGCUUGGCUUCUGGCCCAGUCUUAACAAACUAUACAAUUGAAGCUUAUGCUUUUGUAUUCCAUGGAUUCCAAAGAAUAUGCUCUUUUCAUUCAGAUGGUCAAUUACCAAAUGUAAACCUCAGUCAUUUACUCUGGUCUUCUGAUGUGUGAUGGAGGAUUCAGUAAUACCCCCACCAGAGAGAGAAAUCUGGAGAUAAGACAGACAGAUGGCUGAAGAGGAAUACCUGGGACCCCAUCCAGUGCUGAUUUAAGGCAAUCAUGGGCUUUCCACUGGACUUCUAUGGCUUUGGAGCAGGCAGUUGCUGAACCCAGCAAUCCUGUGCAACACUAAGUUAGCUUGUAUUUGAAAGCCAGUGGAAACAGGGUGACUGAAGCAGCUUUAUCAGCAACCAUGGAGGGGCUCCAAGAUAGUCGUCUUUGAGCUUGCAUGCACUAGUGUUUUUGAACUCCUGUUUUCAGAAAGUGUACACAUCAGUUGGACUCUCUCAUGCUGUUAAUAAUACUAUCACGGACCUGAACCUCUGUUCCAAUAAAAGUGUUGAAAUGUGAAUGGCGUCUAUUGUCGAACAGAAACAUUCAAGGCAGGGCAGGUGACAUUGGAAGAUUCUAUAUAGACUUGUGAGAUUUCAGAGCUGUGGAACCUGUCUGAACUUUUAGGGCCAGAUUCAGGGAAAGAUAACGGGCUGACUAGGUUUUCACCGGGUGUAAGUCAACAUUGCUCCAUGACUUCAAUGGCACUACACAGAUUUACUCUACCUGAUGGUCUUGCUCAUUGUCUUUUAUGUUUUGAACAUAUUCAGGAAAAAAACAAACCAUCAUCAACCAAGUGUUCUCUGAUUAUUUUUAAAGACAGAUUUAAAAGGUUUUGCAGGACUAUGAUCAUGAAAGCAAGAGACAUCGAGCGCUAACUAGAACAAAGUACGUUCUUAUGCAAGCUUCCUCUGCAUAACAAGUAUAGAUAUCUAGACACUUUGAAAUUAAGAAUAAUUUAUUUUUAAUCAGAUUCUGAAAACAAUUAUGGGAUGAUAGAGUUGUCUAUUAGAACAGAACAUUGGGAGCCCAGAGACCCGAGUUCUACUCUCAGUUCUGUCACUGAUUAACUGUAGCCUUGGGCAUGUCACCUUACCUGUCUUUGGCUCAGUUUCCCUAUCCAUAAAAUGGGGAUAAUUACGUUGAUAGAUUGUUUGGAGCAAAUUGAGUGAAAGGCAUUAUACACUGUAAGUGCCAGGUAUCACUCAUAUAGAACUCGAUCCAAACUCACUGCAGUCAAUGGAAUGAUUCCCAUCAGUUUCAAUGGGUUUUGUAUCAGGUCCAUGGCCAUUUCAGAACACGACUUUUCAAUAUUUACAAAGCAACAGACUUGUAUGACUAUCAAGCAAUGUGUGCGUCCAUAAUCUUGUUUAAAUCUGUAAACAUUGAAAAUAAGAACCUCCUCCUUCUAGGAGCUGCCCUCACAUUGUGUCAAUGCGUCUGGUAAUUCACGUGCUAUAUUCCUUGGACCGAAGUCCUUAUGAGUAAGGUCAAACCUGCAAUUGGUGGGGUCACGCAGAGAGGUUCCCUUGGACACUUGACUCUCAUUCAUGGAGUAUGGAUGGAUAAGCCCCUACGUUUUCAGUUUGAACAGAUUUUUACCAAAAAACCCUGGGUUUUACAAAAAGUAUUAUUUGUUUUUUUCACCGAUUUCACCCUACUUUUGUGUCAUUCAAAUAUAUUAAAAAAUAACUCAUUCUAUUAGGAAAAUACAAUACAAUGCAUGAUAUACAUGUAUUACAAUAAUACAUUAGUCUGUGUAUAUAUGCAAAGCUGCCUUUUGAAGUAAGGCGAUAUAUUAGUCUAGAAGAGAAACACACUAAACAGGCACGCACGCAAGCUCUAAAGUGCAUGCGCAUCUGAACGUUCUGGUGAAUCUCACACCCACCAUGUACACAUUUCAAGCAGUUAGCAGAUAACGGUUUAAAGAUUUGACACACUAAAAUCGGAAGAAAAUGAAAAUCUGUCAGAAUACAUUUCAGAACACAAGGAAGUAUUUGAAAGUU
Messenger RNA from Dermochelys coriacea (leatherback sea turtle), 8945 nucleotides. RefSeq names its product torsin 1A interacting protein 2 (gene TOR1AIP2). Gene Ontology annotation, molecular function: ATPase activator activity. The transcript has 5 exons. NCBI's taxonomy places the organism in Eukaryota, Metazoa, Chordata, Testudines, Dermochelyidae. Gene Ontology annotation, cellular component: membrane. The record is from RefSeq and is a predicted model, not a curated record. Gene Ontology annotation, biological process: membrane organization. The coding region runs from base 341 to 1807 and encodes 488 amino acids.